UAAAGUCGCGCGACUCAGAUCGUCUGUAGAGGCAGUACGUUGACGGAAAUUCGGGAGAACCAGCUACAGCGGGCAGUGUUUCAUACCUCCCCCGUGUGUCGAGUCGGGAGGACGUGUCGACUCCGGGACCGCGCGUUAGUGACUGUGAUUGUGUGAACGAAACCAUAACCUGGCCGUUAACGUCCACACAAAUUCAAAUUCGGAAUGACAUAAAAAAACCGCGGUUCCACAUUUGAAAUAAAAAAAAAAUUGAGCAGUUCACGAAUAUUUUUUUCUAUUUUAACAGUUCAUUCAGCCUAUGUGGUAAAAAGUUUUUAGUCGAUUAGAAAAAGUUUGUAAAAUUUUUGAAAAUGCUGCGUUAUUGGCUGUGUUUUGCUAGUGCAGUGUGUUUGGCGGGCCAUUGUGGGGCGAAUUAUUGCAGGGACGCUAACUUAUGCUGUCCGGGGCGGGACAGUUCGUGUGUGAUACAGAAGGCUCACCAGAACGCCAUAAUCGAGGACUUGACUGACAAGCCCUGCUACUGCGACCACGCUUGCUUGAAACUUGGUGACUGCUGUCCUGAUUUCCGGGAGACCUGUGGAGUAAUCGACUGCGUGGUAUCUGGUUGGGGUCCAUGGUCUGACUGCGACACAAACUGCGGUUCCGGCAGCAUGGUGCGCAGCCGGCGCGUGGUGCAGGCGCCUGCGCACGGCGGCAGACACUGCCCCUCAUUGGUGCAGCGACGCGCCUGCCAGGAACAUAGAGGCUGUUCUGCUGACAGUGAUGUCCCGUUAAGAGAUGAGACUGCAAUGCUGUUACCGGGUGGUCUAUCAGUGAGCCGCCAUUCCAACGAGACAGUCGACAUCCGCAAGAACUUGCGUCUGCGCAACCCUGACGAUCCUGAAUCCAACUCGCAUAGAGAAUACUGCGCCCAGUUCGAGGUCACCAAGGUAUCCAAAGCUUGCCACACAGACUCCGACUAUAAGGCAUUAAGAGAAGGCGCGACAGUCUGCGUGCUCUGCGAGACGGCAGCUCUUCGACGAGACCUUAAAUGGCGUUGCAGCGGGCAUGGCGUACCCGGCCACGCGACCCGCUUCUACGCCCUAGUUGCACCCCACUGCCACGGCAAAUGGGUGAAAGCGGCCCAAAACCCAGACAAAAGAAGCGACUGCUGCACAAAUCCCGACUUUAUAUUCGUUUAAACGCUUUAUAAGUUGUAAAAUUUCCUAUAACACGACUUAUCCACACUCUUAAUGAUUUUUGAAAUGUUUUUUUUUUUAAUAACACAACUAUAAAGUGUCUUAGUGUGGAUUAGGAUUUACAUUUAUUGGUUAAUUAAUAAAAAACAUACCUUAAUGAUAAAGAAAUAAGGUGUAUUCUAAAUUGUUUCCAUUAUCUUUUGAGACUUCAUACAUUUUCCCCAGUAAUAGAUAGUUUUUUGUUUUUCUCAUUAUGAGUAUUGUUUCAUUGCAUUUAUUAAUUUGUAAGGAAAUGAAUAAUUAUGGUCGCAUUUUACUUAAUAAGACUAAGGGCUCGUACACACUGACUAGCGGGCGCGGGCGCGGAUGAAAUUAAAUAUCAAUCAUAUUAUAAUGGGACUACAGGCAAGUGUUCACGUACAACACGGUGCGGUGUAAGUAGCGUUACAACUCUCGAAAGACAUAACUAAAUUAAUAAUUAUGGCUUACUUACAAUAUGCGAGGUUGUACGACUAGUUUCGAGCUAUGCCAGGGACUCAUAGUCAGAGAUGGUGCGCGUUGCGUGUGCGCGGCGAUAUCAAACGCAUAAAGACAUAUGAGUGUGUUGACGUUGAACUAGCGGUAGAGGGCGUAAUUCACUCGCACUGUUAGGUAAUUUCAAAGGUUUGAACUUAUACAACCACGCUCGCGAACGUGUAUUAAACGUGAACACAAAAUCGCGCCCGCGCCCGCACCCGCGCCCGCGCCCUCUUGUUCACCGUGAACAAGCCCUUAUAGCACAAUAUUACAUGUAAAUACAAACACUGAAUAGUUUUUACUUACUUACGAACGAAAUUAAUAAACUGUUCUAAAACAAAUUUUUGGAUUGAUAUUAGAUCUAUUAUACCAUCAGAAUCUAAAUAUUGAUCCAGAGAUUUUGGAUUUGAAAUCGGUUACUAAUUUCUUAUUUACAUUAACCUAUAUUACUUAUUGUAAUUGCAGAAAAAAAAUCAAUAGAUCUACCACAAAAAAUAGCCAAAUUUUUAGAAAAUUACGUACCGUAGCUGUUUCUUUUUGACAUUGAGAAAAUUAUCAUUUAAUUUUAAAUAAAAUUGAUUUGUAAGUCUAGUACUAAUUUUGAUAAUACUAAUAAAAUAGUGAAUAAUACUAGUUUGUGAAUACAUAUCUUUAACGACUUGAUGUACAUAAAUAAUGUUAAUAAACUCAUUAUGAAGUGAAA
Messenger RNA from Spodoptera frugiperda (fall armyworm), 2397 nucleotides. It is a transcript of the gene vex, whose product is annotated as somatomedin-B and thrombospondin type-1 domain-containing protein. The transcript has 6 exons. Lineage: Eukaryota; Metazoa; Arthropoda; Insecta; Lepidoptera; Noctuidae. The record is from RefSeq and is a predicted model, not a curated record. Bases 351 to 1181 code for a protein of 276 amino acids.